Canariomyces notabilis is the source of this 1001-nucleotide messenger RNA. RefSeq lists its product as uncharacterized. The record is from RefSeq and is a predicted model, not a curated record. The coding region runs from base 203 to 832 and encodes 209 amino acids. NCBI's taxonomy places the organism in Eukaryota, Fungi, Ascomycota, Sordariomycetes, Sordariales, Chaetomiaceae. The transcript is spliced from 3 exons.
CUCCAACAUAACUUCACAUCGAAUUUUUUUCCGUGAUCCCUCCAAAGUGCAUCACACAGCUUUUGGACUGCACGUUCUGGGCCACAUCCAUAUCUCGACUCUUUCCUCCCUCCCGCGCUCCAUCUGGGCUUGUUGAAAAGGCUGUUGUGAACCAGGUCCCUACACUGGCCGUUUAGUACCUAUCCAACUGACUUGCCCGAGCAUGAACUCGGAGUCUGUGACAUGGCAGGACACUCCGACCCCGCCGAACUACCCGUCAUCCUCGCCUGGUCCCGACAUUCGGCAAAACAUCGUCGACCGUUUAAAGCGGGUUCCAACGGGCCGACUUGCCUACGGCGCGUGGUUCGAAUACAACCAAGUAUGCGACAUUGACAUCGACGGCGAAUCAGUUCUUCGUUUUCCGUUCAACGCCGAUCAAGUUGCUCGCGUCAAAGACUUUGUCCGACAUUAUACUGGCACAACCGGCUGGGAACAAGCCCUGCGAUCUCCGACUUGGUACAUUGCGGGCAAGCAUGUGACAGUCAGAGACCCGAGCUGGGACGCAUACUUGAGAAUGCUCCGUCAGGCCGCCGGAGAGUACCUGGGUUUCAGCGACCUCAGCAGAUUCAGGAUCGGUUUGCAUGGUUUGUAUCUUUGGGAACGGGAGUCAUUAUUUCGAGACUAUCACAACAAACGGUGUGAUCCGAGUCGGGUGGCGACACUUUUGAUCAUCCUGAACAGAGACUACACGGGAGGAGAUAUUGCAAUUUGCCACAGCGAUGGGGGCAAUGGGAUGCUUUUUUCUCCAGCCUCAGCCCCACGGGGAAACCAGUUCCUUAUUCUCAGAUUAUAGCCACAGUGGUGCUUCCUAUGAUGCCUUGCCCCUAGAGUCAGGAUUCCGCCUGGGGUUAUCCUACGACAUCGGUAUCGAAUACAACCGCGGCUUUCCGAUCUGGAGGCAUAUCUAUCGCAAAACCGAAGAAGCCGUGAGCUCGCUACAUUCCCUCAUUGUGCGUUGGCGA